GUCCGGUCGUAUGAAUAAGUAUCACCCCCACCAGAACCCCAAGCCACACACCAGGCACGCCAGCCUCACUCACUCCCCAGACCACCUCACACGCACGAAGCAGCAGAGCAGUGGACUGGACUAGCAAGGUGGGCAACAUGAAGCCUGCGGCCACCGCCAGAGUUGCUGGCCUCCUCUUCUUCCUCGUCCUCCUCCUGGCGCUGCCUUCCCUCCGCGUCUCCAUGGCUGGAUCAGGGUUCUGCGACGGCAAGUGCGCGGUGAGGUGCUCCAAGGCGAGCCGGCACGACGACUGCCUCAAGUACUGCGGGAUCUGCUGCGCCACCUGCAACUGCGUGCCGUCCGGGACCGCGGGCAACAAGGACGAGUGCCCAUGCUACCGCGACAUGACCACCGGACACGGCAACCGCACCAGGCCCAAGUGCCCCUGAUGAUAUUCCUUCCUUCGCUCCGGGGAGCCAGCUGCCAGCUGGGGCUGUCUUGCAUGCGUAUGUAAUGUAUAGGCUGUGCAAUGCAUGCAUACAUGAUACAUGCCGUGACUCUGGAUCGGUGGAUGCCUAUGCAUGCUUUUCAGUUUUCACUAGCUGCUACUACUACUACUCUUCCUGUCUUCCUAGUUCCUACUAUGUGCACCAGAGAGUGAGAGGGACGACAUGCAUGGAGAUGAGAUGUCGUGUUAUGUGCACU
Zea mays is the source of this 684-nucleotide messenger RNA. RefSeq names its product gibberellin-regulated protein 2. The record is from RefSeq and is marked provisional. NCBI's taxonomy places the organism in Eukaryota, Viridiplantae, Streptophyta, Magnoliopsida, Poales, Poaceae. Bases 138 to 428 code for a protein of 96 amino acids. The transcript is spliced from 2 exons.